Molecule: messenger RNA, 1452 nt
Organism: Pseudozyma flocculosa PF-1
Lineage: Eukaryota; Fungi; Basidiomycota; Ustilaginomycetes; Ustilaginales; Ustilaginaceae
Exons: 3
Coding region: 1-1452 (483 amino acids)
Biological process (GO): NLS-bearing protein import into nucleus; protein localization to nuclear inner membrane; nuclear pore organization
Cellular component (GO): nuclear pore central transport channel; nuclear pore
Molecular function (GO): structural constituent of nuclear pore
Source: RefSeq, a predicted model, not a curated record
AUGGCCUUCUCAUUCGGCGCACCGGCCGCAGCGCCUUCCGGCCAGCCAGGCGCCUCCACAUCCGGCUUCUCGUUUGGCCAACCACAGAACAAGCCCGCCACGACCACCGGAGGCGGCUUCUCGUUUGGACAGCCGGCAGCGUCCCAGCCGCAGGCGACGGGGUCCACUGCCGCCCCGGCUGCUACGGGCGGUCUGUUCGGCGCCUCGACGUCCCAGCCCCAGCAGCAGCAGCAGGGCGCCGCUGGCCCCUCGAAUACUGGCAGUACCUUCUCAUUUGGUGCCCAGCCGCAACAACAACAACAGCAGCAGCCGCAACAGCAGCCAGCAUCUACAGGGUUCGGAGGUGGUCUGUUUGGAUCCUCGACCAACACUGCCGGAGGAACCGGGGGAGGCUUCUCGUUUGGUAAACCACCCCAGACCACACAGCAACAGCAGCAGCAGCCUUCCACUUCCCUCUUCGGAGCAUCAACGUCGACCGCGCCUAGCUUUGGUGCGAGCCAGAACGCCGGGACGGGCAUGGGCGCAGGCUUCGGUACGAGCUUCGGUGCGGGUGCAGCUGGUCAGCAGCCGCAGCAGCAGCAGCAGCAGCAGCAAGGACAAAUGCAGCAGCAACAGCAGCCGCAGCCGGAUAAGAAGCUCGGCCUCUCUCUGGCGCCCAAGAUCGAGCAGAUCCGUGCAGCGUGGGACACGCGCAACGCCGCUGCUUGCCGCUUCCUCUACUACUUCUACAACAAUGCCGGCAACGCGCAGAACCUCAAGAUGAUCCAGGGCAGGAGGCAGGAUGCCGUGGGAUCGCUGCACGAUCAGCUGUGGGCCGCUGCCAUUCGAGAGAAUCCGGACCCGAACCGCCUCUACCCGGUGCUUGCCCUCGGAUUCCCAGACCUUCAGAAGCGAGUGCAGUCCCAGACGCUCGAGGCCAGUCGCCAACGCACGCUCCUCUCUACGAUCUCGACGCGCCUCUCGACGCUGGACCAGAAGCACGCCCUGACCAAUACGGUGCGAUACGCCGCCGCCUCGUCGCGGCAGACGCAGCUGCACCACCGCCUCGUCUCGCUCAUCUCCAAGUGCGCCGUCCUCAUCCCGGCGCUGCGCGGCAAGAGCAUCGGAAAGGAAGAGGAGCGGCUCAUGGCCAUUCUCGAGGCGUGCGAGCGCGAAAUCGUAGGCGUCAAGGGUGCCGGCGGGGCUCGGUUGAGGGCCAAGGUCAAUGAGCUCUGGGCCAUGCUCGGCGUCGUCAAGGCCAAGAGGGAGACGAUGGCCAGGGAGGGUCGGAGGGAUGGGACCGAGUGGGCCGUCGUCGACGAGCAGGGACUGGACAGGGUCGCAAAGAUCCUCUCGUCGCAGCAGCAGGGUCUCAGCCACCUCAGCACCACGCUCGUCCAGGACACCAAGACGAUGGAGACCAUCAUGCAAGGCUUGACCGGAGUGAAGCUCGUGGGCGUCACCAACCGAUAG